Molecule: messenger RNA, 1308 nt
Organism: Plodia interpunctella (Indianmeal moth)
Lineage: Eukaryota; Metazoa; Arthropoda; Insecta; Lepidoptera; Pyralidae
Exons: 1
Coding region: 181-1308 (375 amino acids)
Source: RefSeq, a predicted model, not a curated record
GGAAGCGACGGCGGUCUUUUUUUCUGGGAAAAUUUAAAUUUGUGCAAAAUCUGUAUAUAUUUGUAAAUCUUGUUGUAAAUACCUUUCCUUUUGUAUAUAAUUUCGUUAUUUAUAUAUUUUCUAUAGUCUGUUUUGUAUAAAGUGUUGCUGAGGUCGGGGUAAGUUUUUACCUUUCCAGCGAUGGGCGGCAAGAAGAGGAAAAAGAAGGAGCAAGAAUAUGAAACCAAUUCGGUAAUCCAGAGCUCUGAUAGUGACUCAGAAUACUCUGACGCGUCAGAGUCGCCACUGGACAAAUACAAACCAUAUAGGGUCGCCGAUUAUAGUCGUAGAUAUCCUGAAGAUAGUCCAGGGCAUGAGCACGUCGUGUUCAUAGCUAGCUCGGAUGAAAAUGUCCCAAUAGGUUCCAGAGAUAUGAUGUAUUUAAGUAAUAGUUUCACUCGCUUUGUAAAAGGGAUAAAAUAUUUUAAAAAAGUCAACAAAUAUAGAAUGGGGGUUGUAUUCGAUAAUCCUAACAUGGCUAAUUCAUUCUUGGACAAUGCUACUUUCCAUAGAGAACAUCGCAUCACUGCUUCUAUUCCGGCAGCGGUUACAGAAAUAACUGGUGUUAUAACUAAUGUUCCAUCAGACUUGUCAAACAAAACAAUCUUUAAAGUUCUUUCUACUACAACAAAAAAAAUUAUUUGUGUUCGUAGAAUAAUGCGUAAAGUAAAAGAAGGCGAAUCUUAUAACUUACAACCCACUCAGACCGUGGCGAUUACGUUUGCAUCUUGUGCGUCUUUACCUGAUUAUGUUUAUUUAAAAAUGUGGCGUGUACCUGUUCUGCCAUAUAUUCCACCGAUUAAACAAUGUUUCCGGUGCCUACGUUAUGGCCAUCUUGCCAAAUUUUGUAAAAAUGCAGAACGUUGUUCUAUCUGCACUGAAGGCCAUAGCUUCAAAAAUUGUAAUGUUUCUUUAGCGAAUGCAGUUUGUAUUCAUUGCAAAGGCAAUCAUAUAGCCAUUUCAGGCACUUGUCCAGUAAAAAAACAAAAAAUUAUUGAAAAUAAAAACAAGAUUAUUCCACAGUCCUAUUCUGAAACCUUGAAAAACAACGCCUUUCCAUCACUUACUAAUCCAAAAAAUUCACAAGAAUUCCAAAAACUUGUUCUCUCUGACACUAAAAUGCUCAGCUUCAUCACUGAAGCAAUCAUAAAGGUGAUUUCACACAAUAAAAUCAAUAAUAACACUAUUGUAAAUACUAAAACUAUUGCAGACACUCUUAAGGAUAUACUUAAGACAAAUUCAGUUUGUUCGGAAAAUUCACAGGUAUAA